Messenger RNA from Hydatigera taeniaeformis, 2097 nucleotides. The record is from the annotation of a GenBank genome assembly. NCBI's taxonomy places the organism in Eukaryota, Metazoa, Platyhelminthes, Cestoda, Cyclophyllidea, Taeniidae.
AUGCUGGAAAAGCCGAGCACUGUCAUCGCUGACUCACAAGCAGACAGUCUUCUAGCCCUUCUACAUCCACCUCGUUCACAGUCACUGCCAGACCUUUGUGAAACUCCUCAAGACCCAUCUCAGGAUCCCAACCCACCCUCUCAUCACCUACCUACGCGAGUCUACACCUCCACCUUUCAACUCUCCGGUUCACACGCUCUCUUCCUUACACCUAUUGGUUUGCAACCCUCCACCAGCCAAUUGAGUGGAGGCCUUUUUAACGGGCGAAUCUACGCGCCAUCGGCAGCACAAGAAAAGUACCUCACUACACACGUAAGCAUCAGAACUCAUUUUUCAAGGCCACACGAGUUUGAGGAUCUACAAAAUCUCCAGCUUCGACGUUCCACGGAAUUAUUUUACUCGCACCAAAAUCAAUUAAAGGAGCGGAGAAAAGACAAGAAGCCAGAGAAACGUGAGGCCGAAGUAAGCACCACUUCUACAGGAUUGAGCAACAUCUUUCCUACCCAGCAGGACUCUUCACUUACUUUACUAUCGGCAGAGGAUCUUACGGUAACCAAGGGCCAGGAAGACAAAGAAGAAAACUCAAUGGCUGUUCCGAUGCAGUAUGAUUUGGAGCAUCAACUAAAUGGAAGAGAUGAAGCGGUUGAAGUGAUAACUCAGCGAACCGUAUCAGUUAAUGAUUUGAGAAGAAAAUUUGAGGAAGCCCGAACUAUGUAUUUGCCUCAUGACCCCACCGUGUUAAAGGAAAGGCCACGAGUUACAAGAAGGGAAGAAAAAGGCUAUUCAAUGGAACCCCUAAGAAGUCGUCCACGAAGUGCAGCCUAUGAACACCAUGAAGAUGACGUGCCUGUCUCCAUUAAAAGACCCGAUUCUUUAAGAUCAUUACCUUUAUGCGACGAUCCCUCUUCUUUAAGAAGGAGAAACGGCUUUUCGAGGAAGUAUGAGCUAGAAAAACAUGGAGUGCCACAAGAAGGGCAAAGGUGGUCGAUUAGCUGUGGAGCAUCUCAUUCUCUUAGGCGCUCCGAUGAGUAUUCUCCAACAAGGCGGAGACUUUUAGGCAUAAAGAGGAACGCCAGUCCAAGGAGCAUGAACCGCGCCGCGGGAUGUAAUGACUGGCCAGACGGCAUAUUUACCAAGACAGGUGAUGUAUACAAAAGGAUAAAUAAUAAUGGUAUCUCUUACAUAAUCCCCACCUCCCCAGAUGAUACGAAACAACUAAAAGGCGCGGACUAUCAACGAAACCAACUGACUGUAGAUUGUUCGGACCAAUGUUGGAUGAGAUCGCCUAGUCCGCAGCAGAUGAAGGAUAGACCCAGUCCCUGUUUGAACUACUCUUACUUAGAGCACAUUGACAGAGAUGGGACGAAGCCCUACCGGUCGGUGAAUCUUUCCGAUUGGAAAGGGAUUUCCCAGACCCGAAAAUCGACCUCCUGCGUGAGUUUGAAUCAGCCCGAAAUCUAUCCUGUCAAACGGUACAGCGUUCCACGGGCUCCAGUGGGUGAUGAUGAAGCCUGGAAGGUUCGAGCUCAAGAGAUAGGAGGUGGACGGAGGAGGAUCCACAUGAUGCGGGGAAGCUGGUCGCCUGAUCAGCUCUACUCGUCAACUCGGUCGAUACCUGGUGAUAUUGAAGAGGAGACAGAAAAGGAGGUAAGACAGCGAGUGGCAAUUCGAGGGCAGUUGCGAAGGUCUCCAAAGCACGAACUCCCUCCACCACCAUCAUUUCCAUCACCACGUCUUCUGACUCCAGAAGGAAUUGACGAAUCGUCUAUCUCCAGAGCAUUUGACUACAAUAUAGCUCGAUUUGAGAAAUUAGCUGUAGACAACAAGAAGGAGUCGCUCUGCACCAAUUGCUCUGGAUGUUGUGUUCAUUCGCCAGCAGCGAGGCAACCAUAUCCAUCGCGUCGACUAUUUUCAACCCGAAGGAUGCGAUCUGACCGAAGGCAUACAAAUGGCAAUGAAAGGAGGACUCAACCCACUAAUUAUCGCUUUGAACGCGGCAGCUUCGACCGUUAUUACGGUGAUGGCACAGUUGACGUUAUCAGUUCUCCUGGUGGAAGGCUGUAUUCCCAUGCUUUUGAACCUUAUCCGUCACUCUGA